CUGUGAGGUUAAAACAAUCAGCUGUUAGAAAAGCUCCACAGUUCACUCUUCCCCAUUUCGCUCGGCCAAACCCCUAAUUUUCAAUUUCCCUAAUCUAACCCCAGACGUUCGUGCGUCUGCAUUAGAACAUGAGCCGCUAUGACAGCCGCUCCGCCGACCCUGGCUCCUACCGCGACCGCCGCGGGGAUUCGGGGUUUGGUUAUAAAAGGGAAUACGAGAGCAGUUAUCGGUCUUCAUCUUCGGCGAAGAGAGAGUACGACGGUGUGGCACAGUCGCCACCGCGAAAAUCGGAUUUGGAUGGACUGACACCGUUUGAAAAGAACUUUUAUGUGGAGUCUCCGUCUGUUGCUGCCAUGUCAGAAGGUGAGGUGGAGGAAUAUAGGCGGCGACGGGAGAUUACUGUCGAAGGAAAGGAUGUGCCCAAGCCCGUUAAGAGUUUUCGGGAUGUUGGUUUUCCAGAUUAUGUUAUGCAAGAAAUUGUAAAAGCUGGGUUUACCGAACCUACACCUAUUCAAGCUCAAGGUUGGCCUAUGGCUAUGAGGGGACGAGAUCUUAUUGGUAUCGCAGAAACAGGGUCUGGGAAGACGCUUGCUUAUCUGCUACCUGCUAUUGUUCAUGUUAAUGCUCAACCAUUUCUAGCUCCGGGGGAUGGUCCAAUAGUUUUAGUGUUAGCUCCAACUCGUGAACUUGCCGUUCAGAUACAACAAGAAGCUACUAAAUUUGGUGCAUCAUCAAAGAUUAAGAAUACAUGCAUAUAUGGUGGGGUUCCUAAGGGACCCCAGGUUCGUGAUCUCCAGAAAGGUGUUGAAAUUGUCAUUGCUACGCCUGGAAGGCUGAUCGAUAUGUUAGAAUCACAUCAUACAAACUUGAGAAGGGUAACAUAUCUGGUCUUGGAUGAGGCAGAUCGGAUGCUAGACAUGGGCUUUGAGCCUCAGAUACGGAAAAUUGUUGAUCAGAUCCGGCCAGAUCGUCAAACUUUGUACUGGAGUGCCACAUGGCCAAAGGAAGUUGAACAACUUGCCAGACGAUUCCUGUUUAAUCCAUAUAAAGUGAUUAUUGGUUCGCCAGAUUUGAAAGCAAACCAUGCAAUUCACCAACAUGUUGAAAUUGUAUCUGAGAACCAAAAAUAUAACAAAUUAGUGAAGCUGCUGGAGGACAUUAUGGAUGGUAGCCGCAUUUUGAUAUUCAUGGACACCAAGAAAGGGUGUGAUCAAAUAACUAGGCAGCUCCGAAUGGAUGGUUGGCCUGCAUUAUCUAUUCAUGGAGACAAAAGUCAAGCAGAAAGAGAUUGGGUCCUAUCAGAAUUCAGGGCUGGCAAGAGCCCAAUAAUGACAGCUACAGAUGUUGCAGCUAGGGGUCUAGAUGUGAAGGAUGUGAAAUAUGUCAUCAAUUAUGACUUUCCGGGAUCUCUAGAGGAUUAUGUUCAUCGUAUAGGGCGAACAGGAAGGGCUGGUGCUAAAGGUACUGCAUACACUUUUUUCACUGCUGCUAAUGCCAGAUUCGCAAAGGACCUCAUUAACAUCCUCGAAGAGGCUGGACAGAAAGUCAGCCCUGAGCUGGUAGCUAUGGGACGUGGUGCACCUCCACCACCAGCGUAUGGUGGUGGGCGAGAUCGUGGAAGGGGAUAUGGUGGCGGCCGUUCUUGGAACUGAGGAAUGGAUGCUGAUGAAUCUGGUAGCUCCUGGAGUGCUCUUAGUUUUAGCUUUGUUUAGAAGACCCUGCAGUUGGCAAAUGAUGCUUGUGAACACUCUGGGGUCUUUCUUGUGUAA
Molecule: messenger RNA, 1769 nt
Organism: Sesamum indicum (sesame)
Lineage: Eukaryota; Viridiplantae; Streptophyta; Magnoliopsida; Lamiales; Pedaliaceae
Gene: RH20
Product: DEA(D/H)-box RNA helicase family protein
Molecular function (GO): nucleic acid binding; ATP binding; RNA helicase activity
Source: RefSeq, a predicted model, not a curated record